Molecule: messenger RNA, 1005 nt
Organism: Pichia membranifaciens NRRL Y-2026
Lineage: Eukaryota; Fungi; Ascomycota; Pichiomycetes; Pichiales; Pichiaceae
Exons: 1
Coding region: 1-1005 (334 amino acids)
Molecular function (GO): intramolecular lyase activity
Source: RefSeq, a predicted model, not a curated record
AUGUCCUGGAUUGCAAAGACCACAAGAACCAGCUUGAGAUUGCAGCGUUCCCCCCUCGCACGGGUGGCCGCAUCAUUUGGAUCAUCUUCCGCAGCCGGUAGAAGGCACUUCAGCCAGAGCAGCAUCCACGCACACGGCAGUGUCAUUGGCGGCAAGACGUUUGGGUUUGGACUAGUGGGUGCAUUGACAACCGUUGCUGUGACGGCAGGUGUCUACUCCACCUUCUCUAGUCAAAACAUCCGCUCAGACGCCGGUGUAGACACCGUUUCCGUGGUAAGCUCGGUGGACCCGCUUCCGACCAAGCUCACGGCACCAUUGUCCACCACCUACGACUUAAUCGGGUACGGUAUCCGGGAGGUUUCGUUUUUGAAGUUCCAGGUUUAUGCCUUGGGCUUGUACAUUGCUGAGGACGACCUAAAACUCGUCAAGCAAAUUCUCAACUCGAAGUUCAUCGAAAGCUUCUACGAAGACAUUCAGCACGCCACAACGCCCGAAGAACACAAGGAAAACCUCUCUCGUGCACUGAACGACCCCAGUGUGUCUAACAUCCUCAUCAGAAACCUGCUCACCAGCGGCGUCAGGUUUACUGCGAGAAUUUGCGCCGUCAGAAACACCGACUUGAGUCACUUGAGGGACGGCUUCAUCAGAACCAUCAAGAACAACCCGAACUACGGCAAGCUGAUGAAGUCCGAGGAUGAGACAGUAGGCGAGAGGAUUACCAAGGGUUUGGAGGACCUCAGAGACACGUUCAACACUGCCAAGAUGUCAGCCAAGAAGAACUCCCUAGUAUUCAUGGAGAUCGACGAGAACCAGCACAUCAGAGUGACUGUCGAAGCUAUUAAGAAGGCCGGCACAAGUGAGAGAGGCCAGCCAGUCGUGCUUGGCACUGUCAAGGAGCCGCUUGUAACCCAGUUGUUGUUUGAGAGCUACGCUGGCGCCGAAAAGCCCUUAAUCAAAUCUGUUCAGGCCAUCGCCUCCCAGAGCAUUGUCGACGCUGUUUGCUAA